Molecule: messenger RNA, 261 nt
Organism: Cooperia oncophora
Lineage: Eukaryota; Metazoa; Nematoda; Chromadorea; Rhabditida; Trichostrongylidae
Source: the annotation of a GenBank genome assembly
AUGACGAUAGGCACCCGAAAUGGCGUCAUGGGUAAUAAUGAAGGUGGAAAGCAGCAGAAAGUGGCACGUGAAAAUCGCAUUUCUAGUCACCUGACUGAAGCCGAACAACGAAGCAUUCUCUCAUCACUUCAGCCAUCCGCCAAGGCUCUAUGUACUGGAGUAUGCCAGCUGUUGCAAGCCGAGAAUAACAUGUGGACGGAUAUGAAAGUAGGAGUCAUCUGCUUCAUUCGGGAUCCGGGCAACAAAGAGGUGAAUCUUUGA